Phragmites australis (common reed) is the source of this 957-nucleotide messenger RNA. Its product is annotated as calmodulin-binding protein 25-like. Lineage: Eukaryota; Viridiplantae; Streptophyta; Magnoliopsida; Poales; Poaceae. The record is from RefSeq and is a predicted model, not a curated record. Gene Ontology annotation, cellular component: nucleus. Bases 127 to 741 code for a protein of 204 amino acids. Gene Ontology annotation, molecular function: calmodulin binding. Gene Ontology annotation, biological process: response to osmotic stress. The transcript has a single exon.
CUCCCCCUACUCCCACUCCCCCCGGCCCUCGCCUUCCUCCUACUCGGCUCCUCCUUCCGGUGUGUACUACACUCACACUAGCCACUAGGCUUCCGGGUUCAGUCUCAGCUCAGCUUCGUUCAAGCCAUGGACGCCAUCUCCUGCCUGGCGCCGCCUGCCGCGCUCCUUGCCAGCUCCUUCGCCGACGCGGCCAUCGCGCGCGCUCUCUACUUCUCCAUGUCCGACUCCGCCGGCUCCUCCUCUUCGGCGCCCGCGCAGCAGCACUCGCCUCUGCUCGCGGACCUCGCGUACGCGUCCGCGCCCGCGCCGCACAUCACCUGCGAGUCCGUGCUGGUCGCCGACUCGCCGCGGCGCUCCCCGGGCGGACGCCGGCACCAGCUGGCGCCCGCGGGCGGGCGCGCGGGGAAGCGGCGGUCCCGGGCGUCCAAGCGCGUGCCCACCACGUACAUCAGCACCGACCCCGCCAACUUCCGGAUCAUGGUGCAGCAGAUCACCGGCGUCCAGGCCGAGCCCGUGUCGCCGGCCGAGGCCGCCGCAGGCAUCCUGCCGAUGACGUUCGAGGCGUCCCUGCUGCUGGCCGCGGACAGUACCCACGCCGGCGCGUUCGGGAACCCGCUGCUGGCGGCCGUGGCGCCAGGCGACGUGGCGUCGCUUCAUCACCAGCUCCAGCAGCAGCAGCAGCCGUGCUUCCCGACGCUGGACUCGUGGAACGUCAUGUACGAGAGGAACGAGCUGCUCUGAGCCACUCUCAGCCACUCACGCCAUGCAUUGCCUGCCAUUACUUAGGACCUAGAUCGAGCUGCUGUUCUAGCCUAGCUACCAGCAUGCAUGUUUUUCCUUUUCCUCUUUCUAUGUACGAGGAGAUCGAACUGGAGAAGCUAGCGUAUAGUAGCGUAUGUAAAGCAUCUACGCUGGACUCACGCCUUUUCCUCUUUCUAUGUAUUAAUUCUUGGUCUU